Molecule: messenger RNA, 2226 nt
Organism: Lytechinus variegatus (green sea urchin)
Lineage: Eukaryota; Metazoa; Echinodermata; Echinoidea; Temnopleuroida; Toxopneustidae
Product: 14-3-3 protein gamma-like
Exons: 1
Coding region: 228-1019 (263 amino acids)
Biological process (GO): signal transduction
Cellular component (GO): cytoplasm
Source: RefSeq, a predicted model, not a curated record
GAUCGCUUUCUUCUAUUGUAAUACUCGCUCUGACAUUAUUUUGAUCUGUCUGCGUACUCGUAAUGCACACAUCAUCGUUACACUGCUAAGUAUCCUGAGUCCAAAAUAUAGCAGCUUUAUACAUCUACCAUACCACUUUGAUUCCGUGUCUGACCAAACUAUUCACUUUUCUCACUUUCUGGUCUCGCUCUGGAUUUCUAUCGUACCCUUGGAUUAUUGAUAUAAAUAUGGCCGAGCAGAGGUUGAGUGACUCAGAAAAAUUGGAGCUGGUGGAGAUGGCCAAGCUCGCCGAACAGUUGGAGAGAUAUGACGACAUGGUUGGCUACAUGAAAAAAUUGGUCGAGAAUGGAAAGGAAGAUGUUCUUAGGUCAGAUGAACAUAGGAAUCUCCUGUCGGUAGCCUACAAAAAUGUGGUGGGUGCAAAACGUUCUGCAUGGCGCAUGAUCAGCGGUAUCGAGCAGAAUAAAGCAAAAGAAAACGGUGAAGCGCACAGAUUCGUAGAAUGUACUAGAAAGUACAGACUAGAAAUUGAGAAGGAGCUGAAAGAUAUCUGCAACGAAAUUCUGGAUCUUUUGUCAAAUACCUUGAUCCCCGGCAUGGCAGAUGUAGCUGGCGCCACAUCAGUAGAGACUGGCAAAGUAUUUUACCAUAAAAUGGAAGGGGACUACGCCCGUUAUCUCGCCGAGAUCGCAACCACGGAAGACCGUGAGGCUUGUUCAGAGCGCAGUACAAAAGCAUAUACAAAAGCGAGUGAAAUUGCAGAAGAGAAGCUAAGCCCCACGGAUCCUAUAAGGUUGGGCCUGGCCCUCAACUUCAGCGUAUUCCACUACGAGAUCAUGAAUUCCCCUGAACGUGCCUGUGAACUGGCCAAGUCAGCGUUCGAUGGCGCCCUCGCAGAACUGGAUAACCUCAAAGAAGAAAGCUACAAGGAUUCAACUCUCAUCAUGCAACUGUUGAGGGACAACCUAACUCUGUGGACUUCUGAGAGGUCAGAUGUAGAAGACAUUGAAGGGCAAUAGCAGGAUUAAGCUACAUGUAAGGUCUUGUUCUCAAACGCGAAGUAAUGUUCACAACAAUUUUAAGCUAAGGUUGUUUUUCAGGAUCCAUGUUUAGACUCGUUCUCAAACGCGAAGUAAUGUCCACAUCAAUUAUCCUGGUCUCCCUUCCGUAGUGAAUAAUCGUCUGCUCCUCAAAUCUCUCUUUUUCUACAUAAAAUUUACGACCAGCGCUCCAACUUGAUGCUGGAUCUCUUAACUUUCCGGACUGUGAAUUGUUCUAUUUGUUUCUGGGAAUCUCCCAAACGGCCGGUGGAGGGAUCACCUAUGAGAGAGUUCUACAAUUCCGUUUACGUUUCACUCUUUAUCACCCUUUUCUCAUCUGCUCGUGGAAAGUCAGACCUGCAAAAGUGAGUCUUUCAAGAGCCACCUGCAACCAUGCACUCGCCCUCCGUUAGCUCAUUCAGUCUUAUGCUUGUUUGAUUUUCUCUGUUUGUUCAAAUCAACAUUUUGCUUGGGAACGUGGACUUGACCUUUAAUAAAGAAAUUUAUGUGAUAUCCAGCGAAAUGCAAUAUCGCAAGAUACUUAAUUGUGAGGGGGCAAAAACUGAGGCUUUAAACUAAAAAAAAAUGCUUUAUAAGCCCAUGCUUUCAUCGACUCUCAUUCUCCGUCUGUUCUACAUGUAUUUUUAUUCUGAUUUAUGCGGUGCAGGAAGGGUUCUUUGUAUGAGAAUUCCUAAUGUAUUGUUUUGAUAUUUUAGUGGGUUUUUUUGUGUGGAGUCUACAUAUAUAUUACUUUAUUUUCUAUUUAAUUUUCCAUUAUUAAUUUUUUGUUAGCCAGUGAUCUCUAUUGUGUAGUUAAUAAUUUUCCUUAAGGUAUUGUCAGUUGUCGCAGCAGCAGUAUAUGCAGUCCGGCGACUUAUGCAUUUUUUAAGGCUGGGUUUACUUCUAGUUUAUAUGCAUGUAUAUUAUAUUGAUUAAUUCAACCUCCACUCUGUGUUGCAUUGUGCACUAGAGCUAGCUAUUUCCGAAGUCUCAUAGGUCUUGGUACAUGUCAAUGUAUAAGUAGACAAAAGCAUAGUUUAAGAUAAUAGUAGCUUCUCUCUUAAUCGUUCUGGUAGUGUGUAUAUAGGUUGGUCAAGCCCAUUCUUUGUUAUGUAUUGGACCCUGAUCCAGGCUAGAACCAGUUUCUUUUAUUUCCAUACAAAUUAAAUCUAAUGAGCAAUCUCGA